CCGACGUUCAUCAGUACGACUGCCACCAGUGCACACCACGCUCUCCGUCGCCUGACCACAGACAACUCGUACUUUAUACUAUCGUAUUAAUAACAAUAUGUACAUUGUACUGAAUAAUAUUUAACAGCAUAAUAUAGUUUAGGUGUAAUCGUCAUUCGAUCCGAUCUACAGCAGUACUGCAGCAACAGCUUUCGACGAGAUCGCACUGUGUCCCAUUAUAAUAUUAUAUACAUACAUUACUAUAGUAUAUUCUGUCUCAGCGAGCAAUGUAUUUUAGUCGUGUAACCAUGUCACUGCUAUCGUGGAUUCACGUCAUUAAAUGUCUCAUAUAUACCUGCAAUUUUACAGUUAUAGCUACAACUCCAGAAUAUUUGGGAUGUUUUUUGAAUGUAGAUUUAAAUAUUUCAAAUGGUUUAAAUAUAUCACUUGCCACUUUAACUCCUCAAGAAUGUUCAGACGAAUGUCACGCAAACAAUUACACUUACGCCGCAAUUAAUAACGAACCAUUUUGUCACUGCACAAAUAAUUACAUGUCUAAAUUGAUGAAGGAAAUGGACGACGAUUGCAAUGUCCCGUGUAGUGGUGCAGAAAACGAGUCAAAUGAAAUAUGCCGAACGCAUUUUAAAAUGUUCAAAACGCAUAACUCAAGUAGAAUAGGGGAAGAAAAUUAUCCUCAAGCAAUCUAUCUAGGAUGCUACGAAGAAAGAAAAGGUGACGACAAUAACCGAUUACUGAAAUUUCCCCACGAAAGAUAUCCAGAUAACACUCCGCAAAAAUGUUCUGAAGAAUGUUUCAAAAUCGGAUUUCUGUACUCUGGAUCAACAAAUGGAGAACAAGAGGGAGCUGCUUGUUGGUGUGGUAAUCAAUAUCCCUCAAUAAAAUUCAAAAAAAACGACACGAAAUGUAAUUCUCUCUGUUCCGGCGACAAGACAAAAAAAUGCGGUGGUCUGUGGAGAUUGAGCGUUUAUUCCACAGGGAUCGUUGAUUAUCCACUCAAAAAAUCGGUUGGCUGUUACAAUUUGGUCGAUUUCAAUCAGUAUGAUAACAAAGUAUACACUUUAAAGGAAACCAUUGAUUCGCACAGGUGUUUUUAUAUUUGUAACGAGAGAGGAUCUAAGUACGCGGCAGUCAGCGAAGAUCAUUGCGAAUGCAGCGCUGAAAUCCCGGGUACAAACCAACGAAAAAAUCAAGAAGAAUGUAAAAAAUGUUCUGGAGACGAAUCGGAAUAUUGCGGUGGUCCCAGCUCAAUAAGUGUCUAUAAAAACGAUUGGUGGGGCAUGGUUACCGGAAAUCUAUCGAAAACUCAUUUUGGAUGCUUUGAAAACAACUGGAUGUAUCCAGUGAUGGAUGGAUGGAAUAUAUCAUUUCCUAAACAAAUGACCUCACAAAAAUGCGUUUCUAGUUGUUUCGCCCGAGGAUAUCCAAUUGCAGCACUAGUGUCUUCGACGGAGUGUCUGUGUAGUUUCGUAAGUCCGCCGAUCGAAGCCAAGUCGAAAGCCGGAGGACCGUAUUGCAACGCCCCGUGUUCGGGUGGCAAGGAAAACGAGUGCGGCGAUCACGAACAUUACAACGUGUUCACCACCGGGCUGAAAACGUCCAGAGUGCCGGGUAACCAUUACCUGGGUUGCUACGAAGAGACGGACGUGUACAGGAUGUUCAAGAAAAACCAGACCGUCGAAAUCCCGUACGUCAAUACGCCGAACAUCUGUUCCAAGCACUGCGACAGCGCGGGCUACGAAUAUUUCCAACUGUCCAGCAGAGAAUCGUGUUUUUGCGGAAACAUUCAUCCGGCGGACGACGGCGCGGUACGGAUCGACGACAUCAAAUAUUCCAUCCAGUGUUCGGGUGACGCGAACAAAUAUUGCGGAGGGGUGUUUAAAAUCGCGGCGUUCCGUAUAGGUAAGGUUGCUGAUAAAGAAUAUGAUUGUUCUGAGGAUUGUGAAUGUUAUUUUUUUCCGAAACACAAUGCAUCUAAAAUUGAUUGUUCAAGAAGAAAUCUUAGUGACCUUUCUACGAUUAUUCCUGAUUUAAAAACAACUUCGUCAUCCGUUGAUAUAAUUCUAAAAGACAAUUCGAUCGAAGUCUUACCUAAUUUAACAAGUUUCCAUAUCACUUCAUUGGAUGUUAGUAAUAACAGUAUAACAACAUUGGAUGCCGAUCUUUUACCUAAAAGCUUAAAAGUUUUGUUUGUCGAUAGUAAUAAGUUAACUACCCUGAACGAUAACGCAUUGAGAUUAAUGCAAAGUCUAGACGUCAUAAUGUUAUCGAACAACCCGUGGCUGUGCGAAUGCGAUUCGUUGAAAAACCUAAUAAAAUAUAAAUCAAAGAUCGGAGAUUUUAAGAAAAUCACCUGUACGUCUUCCACAGAUCCGUUUGUCCACAUGGAUGAACUUUGUGAAAAAUGGAAAAUGAAUUAUUUUUACCUCUUCAUCACGUUGGGUUUUAUUUUGUUUGUUUGCCUACUGUCCGUCUAUUUUAACUUGCACAGGACCGCUUGGUUGUACAUGCGCCACGCCCAAUGCAAUUCUUGUGGUCUCAUUUCCACGCAGCACGCCAAUAAUACCGGUAAAGAUUCCGAGGAAGAAACUUUCAUGCAACGCAUCCAAUACGACGAACUCGUGUUGGCCACUGACAACUGGAACCAAAACCGCGUGCUUGGCGAGGGCGGGUUCGGGGUGGUGUACAAAGGCAAUUGGAGACACACGGACGUAGCGAUCAAAAGACUGAAAGCCGAGGGAGUAGCUGAAAAAGUGGUAAACAUGCACACUGUAGGUAACGAACUCUUGCAGAACCCGUCGAAAGAGAUUAUGUAUCUAAACGCCGUUAAACACGAUAACGUACUGUCCAUGUACGGGUUUUGCUUCCAUUCGACGGGAUCGUGUUUGAUAUAUCAAUUUAUGGCCAACGGGUCACUCGAAGAUCGAUUACAGUGCAAAAACGGAACGAAACCAUUAUCUUGGACCACGCGCAAAAACAUAGCGACGGGAAUUGCAAGAGGUUUACAGUUUUUACACAAUGUUGAAACGCCUUUGAUUCAUGGCGAUAUAAAAAGCGCCAAUAUACUUUUGGACUCUAAUCUCGAGCCCAGAAUAGGAGAUUUCGGGCUCGCUCGGACCGGUCCGUUGGAAAAAAUUAACAAAAGCAUUGGAUUUGAUGUCAGUCACGUGUGUGGUACAAGGCCUUAUUUACCUGAAGAUUUUUGUAAGAACAAAAAAUUAUCGACCAAAGUGGACACUUACAGUUUCGGUGUGGUGAUGUUCGAAAUUGCAACCGGUCUAAGAGCAUUCAACAGGUACAAAAAUUACAAAUAUUUGAAAGAUAUGGUGAAUAAGCACGACACCUCUUCGAUUGCGAAUAUUGCCGACAAAUCGGCCGGACAUGAUCCAUUACAUAUUUUCGAAGUACUUAUAAAUUUGGGAAAAGCGUGCGUGGUAGAUUUAGCUGAAAAACGUCCAGAAAUGGUCGUUGUUUAUAUGAACCUACAAAACUAUUUGUCAUCGAAAUCCGACGUAAAUAAUGUAGAAGCAGACGGCGAGAAGUAUAACAAGAAUACGUCGAAUGCACAAAUACAAUUAAAGGAAACCAAAACUAAGGAUUUCAUAAAAUUGAAUGGAAUAAAGGCAGCUCUGAUAGCACCGCUCCACGAAAUUCCAUCAAUAUCGAACUUAUACUCAAGCCCUGUGCACGAAAUAACUGAUCCUCGGAAAAUCACUACCGCAGAAAUAAAAUCUAAAAGCAAUGAGAAUAAUGAGAUAUCGGUAUGCCUAAAUGGAUUUAAGUACCGUAACAUAAGAUAACUAUAUUAUUAUGUAGGUACUCAUAAUUUAAUCUGAUACGUUUACGUUUUCGAUAGGAUGAAGGUUUUUUUACGACUGACUUUUAAGCAAUCAAGUCAAGUAACACUAUACGCGAAAAUAAUUAGUUACUGCUAACCCAGAUGCUGACCACUAUUGAAAUAAUCAUUUAAUUAUAUUAAAUCUUAUAAACUAUAUCAAGUUAGUUAAAAUUAGCUUAUUUUCUUGAACAUAUUAUGUAACGCACUAUGUGAGUACUUACUUCAAUAUUAUUGAAUUGUA
Molecule: messenger RNA, 4076 nt
Organism: Rhopalosiphum maidis (corn leaf aphid)
Lineage: Eukaryota; Metazoa; Arthropoda; Insecta; Hemiptera; Aphididae
Exons: 20
Coding region: 267-3797 (1176 amino acids)
Biological process (GO): protein phosphorylation
Molecular function (GO): ATP binding; protein kinase activity; protein binding
Source: RefSeq, a predicted model, not a curated record